AUGGCUGAUCUAGGCUCGGUGGCCGAGGUACACAUAGACCCGGAGGGGGUGUUCAAGUAUAUCCUCAUCAGGGUGAGCGCCGAAUCACAACCCCACCGAGACAUCGUCAGGGGGACCAAGAGUGCCGAGUACCACAAUCACAUCUUCGACAAGGUGAACCCUGAACUGCAAGCGCUGGGUCUGCGAUGUGAAUGCCUCGGAGGAGGGAAGAUUGAACACAACAGUGCGGAGAAGAAGAUCCGGGUGUACGGCGAAUCUACCGGAUACGGCAGAGCAGAUCACUCCAUCACAGCCGAGAAACUGAGACGGGCUUUCAAGGACUAUGAGGUGGUCUGGGAAGACAAGAAGUGA
Staurois parvus is the source of this 351-nucleotide messenger RNA. NCBI's taxonomy places the organism in Eukaryota, Metazoa, Chordata, Amphibia, Anura, Ranidae. The record is from the annotation of a GenBank genome assembly.